AUGAUCAACGUGACUAUUCACCCUAUCUCGGAGCGGACAUUUUGGAUGCGCGCUUUCCUGGCGGUGCUCCGGCUCUUUCGUGGGAAACUGAUCAAACCCCCUCAAGACGAUGCGCCGUCGAAGCGGGAAUGGCCCAAGCAUGAAUGGUCCAGCGUCGGGUCCCCUCGUCUAAACAUUCCAACUCGUAUGGAAGGAGAGCUCUUAAUCACAGAACGAAGUGUGGAUGAUAUCUGGUGCUAUGAUGUAGAUCUCAAGUCGAAGUCCAGGGAUAAUACAUCGACAUCGAAACAAGUCAAAAGAGUGUUCUAUUUUGCAGGCGGAGCUUUUCAAAUGGCGGCAGGACCCCCUCACUGGAGUCUGAUCGCCGAGAUAGUGAGAAAAACGCCCAAUUGUCGUCUUACACUCAUCUCUUGGCCUCUCGGUAAACAUGCGAAUCCAUCUACAGCUAUCCCCAACACAGCAAAUGCAUACCUUCGAUUACUGUCCGAGUCGGCACUAGAUGACGAGCAUGUCAUUCUUAUGGGUGACAGUGCUGGAGGUAAUAUCGCAACUUCUGUGGCUUUAUAUACCCUCCGUACGACGCCUCCUUCGGAGAAAACUCGUAUUGCACCAAACCAGCUGUGUCUUAUUUCUCCGGUCAUGGAUUGCGUAAACGACAACCCAGAAAUGGAGGUGGUAGAUAAAGUGGAUCCCGUAGUGACAGCGGAAACAUGUCGUGAAAUCGCAGAUAAGUGGAGAGCCGAUGUACCAGCGACUGAUCCCAUCGUUUCUCCGGUCCGAGCGGAUCUUUCGGUAUUAGCGGAACAUGGCAUCAAGGUCAAUGGUAUAAUCGGGACAUGGGACGUCCUUGCUCCGGAUGCAAUGAAAUUUAUGAGAAAAUGCGAUACCUCGGGGGUUUCAGGCGAUUGGUAUAUUGCAGAAGGCCAGAUGCACUGCUUCCCCUUGGCAUGGGGACUAAGGUUCAAGAAUAGUAUAGAUGGGAAGAAUUGGAUUUUACGCACGCUGAGAGAAGAAUCAGCUUAA
Kwoniella shivajii is the source of this 1023-nucleotide messenger RNA. RefSeq lists its product as uncharacterized. The coding region runs from base 1 to 1023 and encodes 340 amino acids. Gene Ontology annotation, molecular function: lipase activity. The record is from RefSeq and is a predicted model, not a curated record. NCBI's taxonomy places the organism in Eukaryota, Fungi, Basidiomycota, Tremellomycetes, Tremellales, Cryptococcaceae. The transcript has 4 exons.